Molecule: messenger RNA, 4085 nt
Organism: Solea senegalensis (Senegalese sole)
Lineage: Eukaryota; Metazoa; Chordata; Actinopteri; Pleuronectiformes; Soleidae
Gene: hltf
Product: helicase-like transcription factor
Exons: 25
Coding region: 111-3017 (968 amino acids)
Molecular function (GO): zinc ion binding; ATP binding; ATP-dependent chromatin remodeler activity
Source: RefSeq, a predicted model, not a curated record
UUUUAGUCCACUGCAACCGGGAGAAGUCAGCGACUCAAACGUCAGAAACUCUAAAACAACGGUUUUAUCCUGUGAAGCGACAUAUGCGGAGAAGAUAAACAGGUGUCAUCAUGUCCCAAGCCUGGCAGAGGUUUGGUUGGGGCAGAUUUACUGAAGUGGACCUCUUCACUGACCGCUAUGAGACCAAUAUCGUGUCCCUGUCCCAGGCCAUCAGAGCUGCAGCGUCCGAGGAGCCGGACGCAGAUGGCAGUGUGCUGUUUGGCCACAUAAAGGGCAAUGUGGUCGGCCUCAGAUAUUACAAAGGAGUGGUCAAUCCGGGGGAAAUGGUUGGUUUAGUGCGAGAGCCCCAGAACCCAUAUGACCGCAAUGCAGUGAUGGUUACCAACAUUAAUGGUAACCGGGUUGGACACAUAAAGCGGGAGCUGGCAGCACCUAUGGCCCACAUCAUGGACAACAACUUGGCUAAAGUGGAGGGUGUGGUGUACUUAGGAACUACCAACCAGUUUAAUAUGCCUGUGACGCUGUCGUUCUGGGGGAGAGAAGAGAACAAAGAUGCCGUGACUAAAUCCUUGGCACGCCAUGGUUUUAAACUGAACAUGGGUCUAGUCCUGGCAAAAGGGACAGGAAAAUAUAAUCAACCAGGUGCUUUUGCAACGGCGUCUAAAAAAGGUGUGACCAUCCCACUAACUGCAGAGGAGCUGAAGAAUGCAUUUGAUAAUCUGUUCGAGGGCCUGAUGGAGAGUAAAGACGGGGAAAGAGAAGCAGCUGAGUCUGUGGGCACUCCUCUCUUGCUUCACCAGAAGCAGGCACUGUCCUGGAUGUGUGCUCGAGAAAACAAAUCUGCGCUGCCACCGUUCUGGGAGAAGAGAGGAGACCUAUACUACAACACCGUCACAUGUUUCUCUGCCAAAGAAGUACCAGAGAGGGUUCGUGGGGGAAUAUUGGCAGAUGACAUGGGACUGGGAAAAACUCUGACGACCAUUGCUCUGAUCCUCACCAACUUCCACAAUGGAAAACCACUGCCUGUGGAGAAAUGUGAAAAGGGGUACUCACCUAUGAAAGCCGCAACCAAACCACUGACGGAUUCCAAACUGGAAGGAAGCAGCAGUGCUUUGGAUGAAGGGGCAAGAGUUAGUGAUGCAACUGCUGCUUCUCUAUGCUCAGACCUUCCUCAGGCAGAGGUCAUCUGUGUUGAUAAACCAGACAUUGUGGACCUAACAGAUUCGAGCAAAGGAAAGGCUAAAGCCACCAAGCGAAAGGCCACUAAAGUGGCCCCAAAGCUGCUGGACGAUCUGGACUUUGCUGCAGCACUCAGUGGGUCAGCAGCACCAGACACGGCCUCAAAAAAGAAGAAAACUGCCAAAAAGGCCACUCCAGCAUCAACCACUGCCGUUGAGGUACCUCCCAUCCCUGAAAGUGCCGAAGAUCUGUCAGCCAGAGCAACCUUAAUCAUCUGCCCGCUCUCUGUGCUCAGCAACUGGCUGGAGCAGUUUGAGCAGCAUGUGCGUGCCAAUGUGAAGCUGAACGUGUACUUGUAUUACGGCGCAGAGCGCAACAGGAGCCAGAAGUUUUUGUCCUCCCAGGACGUGGUGAUCACCACCUACAACGUUCUGUCCACUGACUUUGGGAAUAAAAGUCCCCUCCACGGGAUCAGGUGGCUGCGGGUCGUCCUGGAUGAGGGUCAUGUUGUAAGAAACCCAAAUGCACAGAUGAGCAAGGCUGUGCUCGACCUGAAAUCCAGCCGACGCUGGAUUCUUUCAGGUACUCCAAUCCAGAACCACGUGAAAGACCUGUGGAUGCUGCUGGCUUUCCUGCGCGUGAAGCCGUUUGACGUGAAAGAGUGGUGGAACAGAGUGAUCCAGAGGCCCGUCACGCAGGGAGACAAGACCGGCCUGCAGAACCUUCAGACUCUGGUGAAGUGCAUCACGCUGCGGCGUACCAAGAGCACUGAGGUGAAUGGGCGCCUCCUGGUGUCUCUGCCCGACAAGUCCAUAUUUGUGGAGCAGGUGGAGCUGAGCCAGCAGGAGAGAGAGGAGUACGAGCUGGCGCGCAGUGAAGGGAGAAACACCAUCAGCAGAUAUGUAGCAGAAGGGACAAUGUUGGGGAACUAUGCUGAUGUGUUGGUCAUCCUGAUGAGGCUUCGACAGCACUGCUGCCACCCUGGUCUACUGUCUAAGACGUCCCCAGAAUCAGGUGCUGCAGCAACACCCACAGAGCUGAGAGAGCGUCUGAUAGAGAAGCUGCGGUUGGUGUUGGCCAGCGGCUCUGAUGAGGAAUGCGCCGUGUGUCUCGAGUCGGUCCGUCUCCCCGUCAUCACACACUGUGCCCAUGUUUACUGCCAGCCCUGCAUCGCACAGGUCAUCUGCGUUGAGAAGGAGACGGCACGCUGUCCUCUCUGUCGAAGUGAAAUCAAAACCAGUGAGCUUGUGGAGUUUCCACAGGAGGAAAUGGAAGAAGACAAUGGGACAAAUUCUGAGAGGUGGAGGACAAGCUCAAAGGUGCAGGCGCUUCUGGGAAACCUGUUGAGGCUGCGAUGUGAAGACAGCAGCAUCAAGUGUUUGGUCGUCUCUCAGUUUACACGUUUCCUCACCAUACUGGAGACUCCACUCAGAGAGCAUGGUUUCACUUUUGUGCGUCUGGAUGGUACCAUGAGCCAGAAGAAGAGGACACAAGUGAUCCGGGAGUUUCAGAGCUCUGCAGCUGAAAGCCCUACCAUCAUGCUGCUGUCACUCAAAGCUGGAGGGGUGGGGCUCAACCUGACCGCCGCCUCUCGUGUUUUCCUCAUGGACCCUGCAUGGAACCCAGCAACUGAGGAGCAGUGUAUUGACCGCUGCCACCGUCUGGGUCAGACCAAGAAAGUUGUCGUCACCAAGUUUAUUGUCAAAGACUCGGUUGAGGAGAACAUGGUGAAGAUCCAGAGGCAGAAGCAGGACCUGGUGGAGAAAGCGUUCGGCUCCACAAGCGCCAACAGGAAAACCUCUCGCAUUGAUGACAUCAAAGCUCUAAUGGAGCUGUAGAUGGACACACAUUCACAUGGAGACACGUGAACAUCGCCUUUUAGUUCACAGAUCGUUCGAGCUGCAGUAGACAGUAUUGCUGGUAAAUAGUUGAUUGAGGGUCAUAAAACAGCUCGCUCCAACACACCUGAUUCAAAUAAGUGCGUCGUUAUCAGGCUUUUGCAGUGCUUGCUUAUGAGCUGACUAUUUGAAUCAGGUGUGUUGGAGCACUGAAACAACUGAACACCGACCGGUUUGGAGAACCAGAAUUGACAAACACUGAUAUCUGAUAAAGAAGAUGGGUUUAGUGUUGUGAGCACUACCUGCAUUCCAAAUAGUUGAGAUAAAUUCUAAUCUCCAUAUGACGCAGGCGAGUGCAGAAAAAUGCACGUUGCUCUUGGCUAUGUGUGAAGGCCACUCAGAUCUUCCUUCUUUUUUCUUAGGUUUCUUUGCAGCACAGGAGAUAGUUUUCUGUUGCUGCACCACUGGAAAGGAUUUGUGUGCACAGUAAGUAAAGUGGAAUUAAAUGGUUUUGAUGGUUUAGGGCAGUGUUCCCUGAGGACCAGGGUUGUGAAACACUAGUUUAGGGGACAAGCUUUUCCUUCAUGUUCAGCUGUAUUGUGUUACUAAGUUAUUACCUGGUAAUAAAGAAAUAAGAAGCCACCUCCUGACAAAAGGUCCCAGAUUCUGUAACUACUGUGUUUAUCUAGGCAGAGCAGAUUUUUGAUUAGGCUCUGCUGCUUGUAUACUUUUUUCUGAGUCUGAGUCUUUGACUGUUGAUUGAACAAGUCAUUUAAAGAUUACCCUGGGCUCAAAUUGUUUUUUUUUUUCCAGAAUCUUAAUUUUAUCACGCAUCAGGACAAAAAAGUACCUGCAAUAAAUUUGUCCUUUUUCAUUUCCCGUUAAAAAUGCUCUAUAAUGUUUAAUUAAGCCAACAUCUCGUUCUAAAAAGGCCACAAGGUGGAGCCAACUUCAUGGAUUAUAAUUAUCCUUUUCAAGAGUUGAGUUCAACAUGAAACUAAAAUGUGAGGUAAGGUGACUUCAUGUUUUACAAAGAUUUAAAUAAUAUUAAAAACUUUUUGGUCAGGA